CAUAAAAAUGUCAAAAAUCAAAAUUGUACUGUCGCCUGUUGCGAUUUUGAAUUUUGAAACAAACAAUUUUAAAUAGUCACCUGAAGUUUUCUUUCAUGUUUUGGUGAUCUGAGAUGCUACUAUUCUUUUUCCUUGACUCAAUCAUUUCUAUUCGACUUAUAUUCCUAGUGUUGUAUUGUGUUUGUGCGCUGCAGCGUUUGCUUCAACUUUAAAGAGUUCUGAUUUGAUAUGGAAAUGGAAGAAGAACCGGUGAAUCUCAUUUCUGACGAGGAAGAGGAAACAAGCUCCUCCGAUGCAGAGUCUGAAGACUCGUCUGAUGUUAACUUACCCAGCUGCAGCCAUAGAAAUCCCACCCCUCAGCAGGAGGAAGAGUCUAGCAGCUCCAGUUCUGAGUCAGACUCAGAGGAAUCUUCAGAAUCCUCUGAUGAGGGCCCUGAACCUCCCACCACAAGGGCUAGCGUAGCUAAGCACAGUGAAUGCCAAGCCAACAAAAGGGCCAUAGAAGCAAGGAAUUUUGAUAUACAAGCUAAGAAACGUAGAUUGGAAGAGGAGAAGGCAUAUCGAAAACAGAAGCUAAGAGAAAUUGAGAUCUACAGGCCUGGACAAUGCAUGAAAUAUAUGUACGUGGAAAUGCACCCCACCCUGGCCUCAGCGUGGUACAUGUCCGACGUGGCGCGUGAGUUGGAAGCAGCUGGCGCGAGGAUCCAGCCCACGCCAACGCUCGUGCAUCCUGGCCUAAUCGUAUGGACACGGGUCUUGCCCAUGAAACUCCGCACCGUGGAUGGACAGGUGCAGCUGAGUUCGUCGAAGCAGCACUGCGGCAUGUCGCUGUACGUGUGCACGUCGGACGAGGUGGCGGAGCGCGUGGCCGACAGCACGCUGAUGCCGCACAUCGACUCGCUGCGGGAGAUGGUCGACGGAGAUCUGUCUGUCAUCGUGUUUGUUAACUUCAAUAUUGGUUCCAGAAGUUCAGGCCGACGGACGGUCAACAGCAGUCGGAAGACUCUCACGGAGCUGCAGAUGGAGCAGAUCAAGAUAGACCUGCUGAUCUCGACCGGCGUGGACGUGCAGUUCAUGGACAACACGAGCGAGCUGGCCAUGUGGAUCAUGCAGUGCACCAGGGCCGUCGCGGAGGCGCCUUUCAAGAAAGCUAAGCGCGAGUUAGACUACGCAGCGUCCGGUUUUUACAUGAGAGGCGACAACAGGAAAUGCGUUGCCGUCGACAAAGAAG
Molecule: messenger RNA, 1231 nt
Organism: Manduca sexta (tobacco hornworm)
Lineage: Eukaryota; Metazoa; Arthropoda; Insecta; Lepidoptera; Sphingidae
Gene: mms4
Product: crossover junction endonuclease EME1
Biological process (GO): mitotic intra-S DNA damage checkpoint signaling; double-strand break repair; resolution of meiotic recombination intermediates
Cellular component (GO): Holliday junction resolvase complex; nucleus
Source: RefSeq, a predicted model, not a curated record